GUCUAUAGACCGUGUGUGUUACUUACUCCAGGACUUCUCAUCGGUGAAGACUCUCCAGCAUGAACAAUCGCAGGAGAGCAUCAAGUGAAGAUACCGAGGCGCCUAACGAUGAGGAGCUCCCCUACAGCGAUGAUGAAACAGAUAACGAGUUGGACAGUCCACAGCCUCUUCCUGAAGGAAAUGGAAUCGACUUCAGUAGAAAACAAGAGCAGACUCCCAAAGGCAAGGAAUGCAGCUGGAAGGUUAAAACAAAUGAUCGAAAUUUCUACAAUCAGCCGGAAUUCAUGAAAACAAAAUACUUCUGCUUGAAGAGAAGCAAAUAUGCGACAAAUGAAAUCCAGACGUCCAAGUACAACGUCAUCACCUUCCUGCCACUCAACUUGUUUGAACAGUUCAGGAGAAUCGCCAACGCGUAUUUCCUGCUUCUACUGAUUAUACAGCUGAUCCCUCAAAUAUCCACAGUCUCGUGGUACACGACCUUCAUCCCUCUCGUGAUCGUUCUUGGAAUCACAGCAAUCAAAGAUCUUGCAGAUGACAUUUCUCGUCACAAGAUGGACAAUGAGAUAAAUAACCGAUCGUGUGAUGUUAUAAAAGAUGGAAGCUUUCAAAAGACCAAAUGGAAGGAUAUUCAUGUGGGAGACAUUGUACGAAUUAAAAAAGAUGAGUUUAUUCCGGCGGACAUGCUGCUCCUCUCCAGUUCUGAACCUAACAGUUUGUGCUACGUAGAAACAGCAGAGCUUGAUGGUGAAACAAACUUGAAGUUUAAGAUGUCCCUUGAAGUAACAGAUACAUUUCUCCAAGAAGAGCAGGAACUGUCAAAAUUUGAAGGGAUGGUUGAAUGUGAGGAACCAAAUAACCGCUUGGAUAAGUUUGUGGGCACAUUAAUCUGGAGAGGAUCAAGUUGUGGAAUUGAUAAUGAUAACAUUUUACUUAGAGGCUGCAAAAUCCGCAACACACUCUACUGCCAUGGCCUAGUCAUAUUUGCAGGUCCGGACAGUAAAAUUAUGAGAAACAGUGGAAGAUCGACUCUGAAAAGAACGAAAAUCGAUCAUCUCAUGAAUGGAAUGGUGUACAUGAUAUUUGUCCUACUGAUCCUGAGCGCUGCUGGUUUAGCCAUCGGUCAGACAUUUUGGGAAAGUAAUGUAAACAGUGGAAACACAUCUUGGUAUCUGUAUGAUGGGAAUGACUACACGCCAAACUACCGGGGAUUUCUGGGCUUCUGGGGAUAUAUAAUUGUUCUAAACACAAUGGUACCAAUAUCCCUCUACGUAAGUGUUGAAAUGAUUCGUUUGGGCCAAAGUUUCUUUAUUGACUGGGAUUUGCACAUGUACUAUCCAAAGAAAGACACAGCAGCCAAGGCCAGGACAACAUCACUAAAUGAACAGCUGGGUCAGAUCGAGUACAUAUUCACUGACAAGACCGGGACAUUGACGCAGAACAUAAUGACGUUCAAGAAGUGUUCCAUUAAUCGGAAAACCUAUGGUAAUGAAAAGCAAACUGCUGGGAAACAACAGAACGUGGACUUCAGCUGGAAUCCUUUAGCAGAUCCCACCUUUACAUACAAUGACAAGAAUUUAAUUCAACAAAUCCGGUUUGGAAAUGAUUCAUCCGUUCAUGAGUUUUUUAAAUUACUCGCUCUGUGCCACACAGUAAUGGUGGACAAGACAGAUGGAAGUGAACUAUCCUAUGAAGCAGCAUCUCCGGAUGAAGGUGCCCUUGUAACAGCUGCCAGAAAUUUUGGCUUUGUCUUUCUUUCAAGAACUCAAAGUACCAUCACCAUUAGUGAGCUUGGGAAAGAAGUGACCUACGAACGACUGGCAAUCCUCGACUUCAACAGUGAUAGAAAACGCAUGUCUGUAAUAGUCCGAGAUCCCAAUGGAAAGAUAAAACUUUAUUGCAAGGGAGCUGACACCGUCAUUUAUCAUCGUCUGCAUCCAGACAACCCUAUCAAAGAGGAGACUCAAGUUGCUUUAGAUGUAUUUGCCAAUGAGACACUGAGGACCCUGUGUCUUUGCUACAAAGACAUCAGCCAAGAAGAUUUUGAGAAAUGGAAUAAAAAGUACCACGAGGCCAGUGUGGCCAUAAACAACCGCGAUGAAGCUCUGGAUAAAGUGUACGAAGAGAUCGAAGAUAACCUAGUGUUGUUGGGAGCCACGGCUAUUGAGGAUAAGUUGCAGGACGGCGUACCUCAGACAAUCUACACAUUAGCUAAAGCAGACAUAAAGAUCUGGGUUCUGACCGGAGACAAGAAAGAGACUGCAGAAAAUAUUGGUUUUGCGUGUAAGCUCUUAACGGAUGAAUCUGUUAUCACCUAUGGAGAAGAGGUCAACACCCUAAUACAGAGAAGAAUUGAUCUCCAAAAAUCUACCAUGAACCCCGGGGAACUGAAUAAUGAGCUGAAUCCAGAGUCUAACAAAAAACGGACAUUAAUCAUUACUGGAUCAUGGCUGAAUGAAAUCCUACUUGAGAAGAAGAAAAGGAAGAAAAGACGCCUGAAGCUGAAAUUCCCAAAGACGGACGAACAGAGGCAGCAGGACCAACAGACGAAAACCACAGUCAACGCGUUAAAGGAAGUAAGACAGAAGAACUUUGUGGACCUGGCCUGCGAGUGCCGAUCCGUCAUCUGCUGUAGAGUGACUCCGAAACAGAAAGCCAUGGUUGUCAACCUGGUGAAGAAGUACAAGAAGGCCGUCACGCUGUCAAUCGGUGACGGCGCUAAUGACGUCAGCAUGAUAAAAACUGCCCAUAUAGGAGUUGGUAUCAGCGGACAGGAGGGAAUGCAGGCCGUGAUGUCCAGUGACUACUCCUUCGCUCAGUUCAGAUAUCUCCAAAGGCUUCUUCUGGUUCAUGGCCGCUGGUCGUACAUCCGCAUGUGCAAGUUCCUGACUUAUUUCUUCUACAAGAACUUUGCCUACACACUGGUGCACUUUUGGUAUGCCUUCUUCAACGGAUUCUCUGGUCAGACCGUGUAUGACACCGUCUUCAUGGCGCUCUACAACCUCCUGUAUUCCAGUCUUCCUAUAAUUGUUGUUGGACUGCAAGACCAAGAUGUCGGUGACAAGCUCAGCAUGCAGUGUCCGAGUCUGUACAUCCCGGGGCAAAAGGGUAAAUUGUUCAACUACACAAAGUUCUUCCUGAGUCUCCUCCAUGGCACCAUCUCCUCCCUCGUCAUAUUCUUCAUACCUUAUGGAGCUUUCUGCCAAAUGACCACAAACGAGGGAAAAAUAAACUCCGACUAUCAGACAUUCGCUUUUACUACGGCCACUGCACUUGUCAUUAUUGUGAACUUACAGGCUGGGCUCAUCAUGUCAUACUGGACCUUUUUAUUCGCCUUUUCUGUAUUUGGAACAAUCAUAGUUUACUUUGCCAUCAUAUACGACUUGCACAGCAGCGGCAUGCUCAUCCUCUUUACCUCCCUGAUAACCAUGACAGGAACCAUUACAAAUGCAUUACGACAACCUAACAUCUGGUUGAUUAUCAUCCUAACCACCGCUAUUUGUCUGCUUCCGUAUUUGGCAUUAACAUUUUUCUUAAAGACCGUCUGCCCGUCCCAAAUUGAUAAAGUCCAGAAAAAUCCUGAACGCUACAAAGAGAAGGAGCUUCCAAUGGUAGAAGAGCCGAGACCCAUCCAACGGGGGACAUCUACUCGACGUUCUUCCUAUGCAUUCUCCCAUCAGAGAGGCUUUGGUGAUCUCAUCUCGAGUGGACGCAGCAUACGGAGUAGGAGGACUGCAAGGGAUCAAACUAAUGGAUCUAUUGUGAACACUUAAAGGGGUCGUCUCAUAAAGGCAACCUCUGUUCGUAAGCCCUUGGAGGGCAUAUAGACGCCAUAGAUGAGGGUCUCCUAUUUGGGACCCCUCUCUAUGAGAAAGAAUGGACAGCUACUGCGUAAAAGCAGGUUCCCUUUUCUGGGCGAGUCAGCCCCAAGGAAAAUACUUGACCGGGUGAUUGGGGUUUGUCUACUAGAAACUUUAGUCGACCAGAGAUGGUCUUCAAAGAAGACGGACACUCUUGAGUGAUGUUUACAUGGACCAUGAUGAAUGCACUAUUUGAAUGUUCCUGUUACUGAUGUGUAGAUAAUGAUCGGAAUAAAUUAUGU
Bufo bufo (common toad) is the source of this 4099-nucleotide messenger RNA. RefSeq names its product ATPase phospholipid transporting 8B1 (gene ATP8B1). The transcript has 28 exons. Gene Ontology annotation, molecular function: magnesium ion binding; ATPase-coupled intramembrane lipid carrier activity; ATP binding. Gene Ontology annotation, biological process: Golgi organization; phospholipid translocation. The record is from RefSeq and is a predicted model, not a curated record. The coding region runs from base 60 to 3770 and encodes 1236 amino acids. NCBI's taxonomy places the organism in Eukaryota, Metazoa, Chordata, Amphibia, Anura, Bufonidae. Gene Ontology annotation, cellular component: plasma membrane.